CUGGAAUCGUUCCGCAUGCGAUGAGCGGGGAAUGCUCGGACAACUUUUUCCAAACUAUUCUAAUGCAAUCGCUACAAAGAUCAAAUACGGUAAAGGCCUCACACAGAACGCGUAGAUAAAUUACAUGUCGGGCAGUCAGAUCCACGAAGAUCCCAGCAGCCUGAAUGCGACACUGAGCGGGCAAAGUUCACACAGGAGCACGUUUCUCGCAGUCUUCAACUCAAGAGCCCGUCGAGCCUUCAAUUUUCGACAUCUCUCUAGCCUAUCUCCGUCACAACUCCGGCACAGACGACUAAGCGCCUCAUCCGGAAUGUUCGGAACUGCGCUACUGGUACCUUGCCGUGUAGCAUUUCCGAGCGAAAUGAUGAUUGCCAUUUGUGGGGCAUACAAUUAUGACUCGGAGGUGCGAGAGAUCAGGGAGUAUGUCGGUAUCCAUAUGGUCCUAGCCGAGAAUCCGCGCACAACGGCGAGA
Molecule: messenger RNA, 472 nt
Organism: Mycena citricolor
Lineage: Eukaryota; Fungi; Basidiomycota; Agaricomycetes; Agaricales; Mycenaceae
Source: the annotation of a GenBank genome assembly